GGAGACAAAACUUGGCGAGAAGCUCAAGAAGAUCACAUACUACAGGUGCGCUAGGAAUGCAAGGGGUGAACAUGAAGCUUUUCGCGUUCGUGAUCGGGGCACUUUUCGUGUCCCGGGCUUGCGCCCAAGCGGCGGCGAUGAGGGGCCACAUCGUGUCCUGCUCCGGAUGAAAACUAAACAAGCUCCCCGAGGCCAAGAAAUUCCUCAAGAAUCCCGAGCACGCCGCAAGCUACGAGGAUAUCGAAGUAGAAUUCAAGGCCGGCAAGCCGCCGGUGUUGACCCUUUUCGACAAGGCCUCCGGGGAGGAGACGGAGAGCAUCAACCUCGAGAAGUUUACCAUCGAUGAGAUGCACGAGCUUCUCGUGUCUAGGGGAUUCGUCCGCCGUGCGGAUGCCGCGGACCUCGCCGAGGUGAAGGCGAAGGAAGCCAUCGCUGACGAAGCCGCCGCGAAGCAGAAGAAGGAACGGGCCGAGGCCGCUGCCAAGCGCAGGCUAGAGAGGGAGAACAACAGACCGGACAAGGGGGCCGCCAAGGCCCAUCAAGCGGAAGGUCGCGCCGCUAUGGCCGAGAAGCGCAAAUUUGACGCCGCGAAGCGGAAGGCCAGGGAAAGCGAGGCCGGCGGCAGCGGAGAGCUGUAGAAGGGGCGGCUGUCCCCACCUCUUCUAUGUCAGCAUUGAGCGAGAGCUUCAUGUUUUCGGUCGUUGACUUAGCCGACCACAAGCUGUUUUCUCUCGGGGGAUGUUUGGCUUCCGUAAGAGCAUCAUAUGCAAUGGCGUUACCGCUGGCCACACUCACCGAGAGCUUGUUGUUGAUGCUGUCGACCGACAGCACCGCGUGUGCUGGUAGAUCGAGUCCAUGUAGCUCUCUCCCUCCGCAAGAAACCCUUGAACCAACGACCGUCUCUGAGGAACUUUCUUUGAGCGUAAUGACGGAUGCACCUGCAUAAACCCUUGUCCAUGGGGAUCAGGGCAUCUUGAAGUGUCUCGAAGGACUUUCCGGCGGCGUUAUU
Messenger RNA from Ectocarpus siliculosus, 1009 nucleotides. NCBI's taxonomy places the organism in Eukaryota, Phaeophyceae, Ectocarpales, Ectocarpaceae. The record is from the annotation of a GenBank genome assembly.